CAUAUUUCCAAUUGUCAGUGAAGGCCGCAUUAGUUGAUCCUGUUGAGACACGCCUCGGCUGCUGCAGUGGUGGGACAUUCUUGUGGCAUUUUAAAGUUUGUAAAACUCAUCUCCAAAAUGGGUACGGUAGCCUUUAUCUCUAUUCUGAUAGCUGCCUUAGCUUUGGUGCUCGGACAGAGAAUCCUAAACUUAAGAAAAAGGACCUUAGCUUCAAGGGAGUUGGUCCAAAAGCACCUUCCCAACUGUGUUUUACUAAAAAAUAUGGAUCAUGGCUCAGAGGAUAUAACCAUCACUGAGGAUGGGCUGGCGUUUAUCAGCAGUGGCCUGAAGUAUCCUGGACUUCAUUCCUCAGAUAGGCCUGGAAAGAUCCUCUUACUUGAUAUGACUGAUCCUCGGAUGAAACCGGUGGAGCUGCGCAUGCCAAGAAACUUUGAUCUGGAAUCAUUCAACCCUCAUGGCAUCAGUUUAUACACCGAUCCUAGUGAUGACGCAAUAUACCUAUUUGUCGUUAAUCAUCCUCAACAAAAAAGCCAAGUAGAACUGUUCAACUUUGUCCAGGAUGACUACUCGCUGGUGCAUCUGAAAACCAUAAAACAUGAACUUCUCCACAGUGUUAACGAUAUUGUUGCGACGGGAGUGGAAAGCUUCUAUGCAACCAAUGAUCACUACUUUUCCAAUGAAUACCUAAAGGCUUUGGUGGAGACUCUUCUCCUUCAGCCCUGGACUAAUGUUGUGUACUACAGUCCUGAGGAAGUGAAAGUGGUCUCUGAGGGAUAUUACUUUGCAAAUGGCAUUAAUAUCUCACCAGACAAAAGGCAUGUAUAUGUAGUAGAUCUAUUUGACCAAAAUGUGCAUGUGUUGGAGCGGAAAGAACACAAUGUAUUGGUCCAAGUGAAGGCUGUGGCUGUAAGUUCACUUUGUGACAACGUAGAAGUGGACGCUGUAACUGGUGACCUGUGGUUAGGCUGUCAUCCUAAUGCAAUGAAAGCUCUGAUGUUUGACCCAACGAACCCGCCUGGAUCGGAGGUCAUUAAAAUCAAGAACAUUCAUUCAGAUCAGCCGGUGGUGACUCAGGUGUACGAGGACGACGGCAAUGUGAUCAUGGCCUCCUCUGUAGCAGCUACCUAUGGAAAAAAGGUUCUCAUUGGAACUAUUUUCCAUAAAGCCUUAUGCUGUGAUUUGGAGUAGGCCGAAGAUCCACUUGAAGGAGCCAAGAUAUAUUCAUUCAACAGACUCACAAAGGCAGUGUAUGUUACUGAAUGCUUUUUUAAAAUUGUUUUGUAUGAAGUGUGUAUUUGAAUAAAGAGAUAAUAAUACAAUCCAUAAA
Molecule: messenger RNA, 1327 nt
Organism: Eleginops maclovinus (Patagonian blennie)
Lineage: Eukaryota; Metazoa; Chordata; Actinopteri; Perciformes; Eleginopidae
Product: serum paraoxonase/arylesterase 2-like
Exons: 9
Coding region: 118-1188 (356 amino acids)
Molecular function (GO): arylesterase activity
Source: RefSeq, a predicted model, not a curated record